Lachancea meyersii CBS 8951 is the source of this 1620-nucleotide messenger RNA. The record is from the annotation of a GenBank genome assembly. NCBI's taxonomy places the organism in Eukaryota, Fungi, Ascomycota, Saccharomycetes, Saccharomycetales, Saccharomycetaceae.
AUGGAGGGUCUUGACGAUGUCUCUGACCACUAUGAUUCUAGUCAUUUCAGUUCCGAGAGGCUUGUUGAGACAGCCAAGUUUCUGGCGGACGCAAAAUCUAGCUUGUUAGAAGACCUAAAUGUGGAAAAUAUAGCACUGUCAAAAGCAGGCAAUGGCGCCGACAGUGAGCCUUACAACCCUUUGCAGAGUAUUUCCAAGGGCAGCCGAGUGCGUGCAGACAGGGUUCGAUCAUACAUACAUUUUUUCUACCAUUUGAUGGAGGAGGAGGUGGAAAGUGGAAAGGACAAUUUGAACGGCAACGGCAACGGCAACGGCAAUGGUACGAGUUACAAGGGUGUUGAGGGUGUUUACAACCCGCUGCAGGUGAUUCGGAACCGGAAAGCCAAGAAAAAGUUACACCACCAGCUGCGUAAUGAAGUAACGUUCCUAAAACCUCCAAUUCUAGCGAUCCGCGACUUCUCUAGCGUACCAGAUCGAGACUUCCCGUGGUUCGUAGACGUCAGUGAGAGAUCAAGAGACCUUUCUUGGCGGAUGUCCAACUGGGAGCAUCUGCGAAGGGCAGAUGGGAAACGGUGGUUUCCAAGAGAUCACAUUUGGCGCUCGCGAUCAACGACUGCCACCUCUCGCUCUUCUCCAGGGCAUUUUUACAAGAGCAACCGCAGCUCGGAAGCGCACAGCACACAGUUGGCGCCAACAGCAAUAUCCACAAGGCCCGGCUCAGGCUGGGAACUGCCCUCAAUUUCCGUGGAAAGCGUCGACCCCAUUGGGACCGGUCAAAUCACACGUCCUUGGGAGAAAGCUUUGGGCAAGAACAAAUUGCUGUCGCGUCCAGUUUUCCAUAGCAAGUCCAACAGUCAGCAGCACAUCCUUGAGGACCCUGGCCUAUCAGCAAGAAAAUAUGCAAGCCACGAGCAGCUUUCGUACAUCACGCCAACCGGAACUUCAUUUCAUCACCGCAAUGCAUCUGAUGUCCAAAUUCGAUCCAUAAAGCGACCAAGCAACACGGAAACUCCGAGCAGCUCGGGUGAUUCGAAUAGGGCAUCCUAUGAAUUCCUGGAGCUUCAGGGCCCAUUUAAACAUGCAGUGCAAAAAAACACCAUCUCCGAAUUCCAGUGCAACGAGCUGAAAUAUCUGGUAUGUACCUGGAACAUCAUGCAGCACCGACAAGAGACACUGAAUAUUUUACAAACUCGGAAGGCCAGGAGGGAUGCGGCCAUAAAGAUCGAAAACCCAACCGAGUUUUGCCAGCCUGCAGAGAUAGCCGUUGGUGAAUAUCGUAAUGAGCUCGUGCAAGCGUUGAAAAAAUGCGAUAUUUGGAAAUCCAGGUUGCUGAACGACUACGCCAUACGCGUGGAAAGUCUGAUUUCCUCCAGUGACAGAGUUCUGAGUGACAUCAAUACUACGCUAACGCUGCGGCUCAAGCAGCUGCAAGAGAAAAUGGACAGAUUUGGUAACUUAAAACGCAUGAACAAAGAGCCGAUGCGGAUAUUUCUGUAUCGAGUUCUGGAGGUGAUAAUUGUUUUACUGUUUUGGAUGAUCUGGUUCUGUUUUACGGUAUUGAAAAGUGUGAAAAUCGUGAUAUUGACAUUAUACAAGAUUGCCAGUUGGGCAGCUUGGUGA